Molecule: messenger RNA, 4878 nt
Organism: Athene cunicularia (burrowing owl)
Lineage: Eukaryota; Metazoa; Chordata; Aves; Strigiformes; Strigidae
Gene: ANO4
Product: anoctamin 4
Exons: 29
Coding region: 478-3468 (996 amino acids)
Biological process (GO): chloride transmembrane transport
Cellular component (GO): plasma membrane
Molecular function (GO): chloride channel activity; protein dimerization activity
Source: RefSeq, a predicted model, not a curated record
UUCCCCACCCCCAAGCCCACCUCUAAGUAAUGGUGAGAAGAUGAAGAUGAAAACAGUGCGGUCUGAGUGACGGGAAAUACAGCAGUCUGUUUUAGCUGCAGUGCUAUGUAGGAGUCGUCUUCAGACUUCUUACCUUUGGUUUUUCAGCACAAACUGCUUGCAGGCUUUGGAAGGCUGUGAAAGGACUUACCAUUUCUGUGUUAGUGUUUUCUGUGUAUCAUCACAUUACCUUGCUUUUCCCUGGGCAGCUGUGUUCAGAGCUUCAUGUGGAAAUCUUUCUAUUGAAGAGAGAUAAAAAGGAUCCUUAAUCUGAUUCGCUUUGGAUCUUUCUAUUUUUAUGGUAUAAGUUUAUCUAUUCAUGGGGCUGAAAAGCGUGCACAAAUCUGUCAGAAGAGAACUGCAUCAAGCUACCCAGCGUCACAGCAUCCUCCUGUGGUUGGGCAUCUUUCACUUCCACAAGUCAGAAGGUCAAUAAAAAUGGAAGCUUCAUCUUCUGGAUCUAGUAUUUCAGCAGUCACUGGUGGAAAAGCAAAAACCCAUCAGACAGAAGGAAGAAAGGAUUUGCAGGUUAACCGGCUGGAAACGCAAAUAUGGAUAAAACCAGACAUACAGAAGACAGAUGUGGACUUUUCAGAAAUUCUUAAUGCAAUACAAGAAAUAGCUAAGGAUGUCAACAUUUUUUUUGAUGAGUUAGAAGGUGUGAACAGCCCUUCCAAGGAUGAUGACUCCCUGCUUCACCAUGGUAACUUGACCAGUACUUCUGAUGAUGCCAGCAGGCUGGAAGUUGCAGGAGAGGAAGUACGUGAUAAGAGCAAAACCAAUGGACUAUAUUUUAGAGAUGGGAAAUGUCGGAUUGACUACAUCCUGGUGUAUAGAAAAUCCAAUCCACAGACAGAAAAGAGGGAAGUAUUUGAGAGAAAUAUCAGAGCAGAAGGACUUCAAAUGGAAAAAGAGUCAUCUCUAACAAACAGUGACAUCAUCUUUGUGAAGUUGCAUGCCCCUUGGGAGGUCCUGGGCAAAUAUGCUGAACUAAUGAAUGUAAGAAUGCCUUUCAGGCCCUUUAGCCCCUUCAAUGCUGGAGCCCCGUGCAUACUUGUGCGCUGCUGUUUUUUAAAUGGACAUUUCAUUGAAAUCAAUGGGAGGUCAAGAAGAUCCAGGAGAAAAAUCUAUUACCUGCACCGCCGAUACAAGUUCAUGAAUAGGAUCGAGAAACAAAUAAGCAGGUUUCGAGGAUGGUUACCUAGAAAGCCAAUGAAACUGGACAAGGAGACACUGCCAGAUCUGGAGGAGAAUGACUGCUAUACUGCUCCAUUCAGCCAACAAAGAAUCCAUCACUUCAUCAUACACAACAAAGAUACUUUCUUCAAUAAUGCUACAAGAAGUAGAAUUGUACACCAUAUCUUACAAAGAGUGAAAUAUGAAGAAGGGAAAAACAAAAUUGGUCUGAAUCGAUUGCUCAGUAAUGGCUCCUAUGAAGCUGCAUUUCCUCUUCAUGAGGGAAGUUACAGAAGUAAGAAUUCCAUAAGAACACAUGGAGCAGAAAACCAUAGACACCUGCUCUACGAGUGCUGGGCUUCCUGGGGAGUGUGGUAUAAAUACCAACCACUGGACCUCGUGAGACGGUACUUUGGUGAGAAAAUUGGGCUGUACUUUGCCUGGUUAGGCUGGUACACGGGGAUGCUCUUCCCAGCUGCUUUCAUUGGAUUGUUUGUCUUUUUGUAUGGAGUCACCACUUUGAACCACUGCCAAGUCAGUAAAGAAGUCUGCCAAGCUACAGAUAUCAUAAUGUGUCCUAUAUGUGAUAAAUAUUGUCCCUUCAUGAGGUUGUCAGACAGCUGUGUUUAUGCCAAGGUAACCCACCUUUUUGACAAUGGAGCUACUGUCUUUUUUGCUGUUUUCAUGGCGGUGUGGGCAACUGUUUUUCUGGAGUUUUGGAAAAGAAGGCGAGCAGUGAUUGCAUAUGACUGGGACUUGAUAGACUGGGAAGAAGAAGAGGAGGAAAUACGUCCACAGUUUGAAGCCAAGUACUCCAAGAAAGAACGAAUGAACCCCAUAUCUGGGAAGCCAGAGCCUUAUCAAGCAUUUGCAGAUAAAUGCAGCAGACUCGUCGUUUCUGCAUCUGGAAUAUUUUUUAUGAUCUGUGUGGUGAUUGCUGCUGUUUUUGGCAUUGUUAUUUACCGUGUUGUGACUGUCAGCACUUUUGCUGCCUUUAAGUGGGCUUUAAUCAGGAAUAACUCUCAGGUUGCAACUACAGGGACUGCAGUGUGCAUCAACUUUUGCAUCAUCAUGCUACUGAAUGUGCUGUAUGAAAAGGUUGCUCUUUUCCUGACAAAUUUAGAGCAGCCUCGUACCGAAUCUGAGUGGGAGAACAGCUUCACUCUGAAAAUGUUUCUUUUUCAGUUUGUCAAUCUGAACAGCUCUACCUUUUAUAUAGCAUUCUUCCUUGGAAGAUUUACAGGACACCCUGGUGCCUACUUAAGGCUGAUAAACCGGUGGAGACUGGAAGAGUGCCACCCUAGUGGAUGCCUUAUUGAUCUUUGUAUGCAAAUGGGUAUUAUAAUGGUUUUAAAACAGACCUGGAAUAAUUUCAUGGAACUGGGCUACCCGCUAAUUCAAAACUGGUGGACCAGGAGAAAACUGCGACAGGAGUAUGGCACACAGAGAAAAACAAACUUCCCACAGUGGGAAAAGGACUACAAUCUGCAACCUAUGAAUGCUUACGGACUCUUUGAUGAAUACCUAGAAAUGAUUCUUCAGUUUGGGUUCACAACCAUUUUUGUGGCAGCUUUUCCACUGGCACCGCUUCUGGCCUUACUUAACAAUAUUAUUGAAAUUCGGCUUGAUGCAUACAAAUUUGUUACACAGUGGAGAAGACCUUUAGCUUCAAGAGCCAAAGAUAUAGGAAUCUGGUACGGGAUCCUGGAAGGCAUUGGAAUUCUUUCUGUUAUCACAAAUGCAUUUGUUAUAGCUGUGACAUCAGAUUUCAUCCCUCGCCUUGUUUAUGCUUACAAAUAUGGACCUUGUGCUGGCCAAGGAGAAGCUGGACAAAAGUGUAUGGUUGGCUAUGUUAAUGCCAGUUUAUCAGUAUUUCUGGUGUCUGACUUUGAAAACCGUUCAGAGCCAACAUCAAAUGGAAGUGAAUUCUCUGGUUCACCAUUAAAAUACUGCAGAUACAGGGACUACCGAGACCCUCCUCACUCCCCAGUGCCCUACGGUUACACACUGCAGUUCUGGCAUGUCUUAGCAGCGCGAUUGGCUUUCAUUAUUGUAUUUGAGCACCUUGUCUUUUGCAUAAAGCACCUGAUUUCCUACUUAAUCCCAGAUCUCCCAAAAGAUCUCAGAGAUCGGAUGAGGAGGGAAAAGUACCUGAUCCAGGAAAUGAUGUAUGAAGCUGAACUAGAACGUCUACAGAAAGAGCGGAAGGAAAGGAAGAAAAAUGGAAAAUCUUAUCACAAUGAGUGGCCAUGAUGGGGUGACCAUCCUAUAUGUUGUUUACUUAUUACAGCUCCACAAGAGCACUACCUUCAAGGGAAUGAGAAAAAAAUGCAACCUCAAUGCAUGCCACAGACAUUUUACAUAGCAAGCAGGACAGUACACAUCAAAGGAUUUACUGUGAAAUCAUCUUGCAAUCAGCAUAGGAUUGAUCUCCGUAGACCACUCUUGACAGCAAGCAUGUACUCCAUGAGCAGUUACACACCAGUUUUUAAAACCAAGGAAAUCAAAAUUGUAUAUUGGGACUGUUUUUCAGCCUGUUUGCUACGUUUUUUGCAUUCUGUCCCAUGUUGGUUUUACAGAUCUUAGAAUAAAAAAUGUAAAUUAACAACCUGGAUACUUUAACAAAAGAAAAAUCCUAGGUAUAGAACAUCAUCUGUGUUCAAGCCACCAAAUAAUACAACAGAAAUCGUGUUUACAAAUCAGUUCCUUUUUAUUUUAAAUCUUUCUGAGGGGAUUUAUGUUAUUUACCAUAUAUAUAUUAUAUAUAUAUAUAUAUAUAAAGUAUAUAGAGAUUGUUUAUUUGUAAAUAGAAAUAUCCUAUGGAGAAGAAUGUCAAGUUUUCACACUUUAAAAAAUAUCAUCAACAUAAAGCCAUGUUUAAUGCUUGUAUAAUGUGACGCAAUAAACUUUAAAAUAAAUUAUGCAUAUGAGAUAUUUGUUGUUUGACAUUCAUGAGUUAUUUUCUGGUUACCUUAUUUGUUCAGCAAGCAGACAGACCAGUCAGGUGGAAGUACAUUUAAAUGCAGACCAAAAAGGGCCAAAAUCUGUCACUACUUUCUCUCUGUGGAUCCUUUGUGUAUUCACAUAGUCCAAUAUUGUUCCUGCUGUGGUUCUAGUUCUUUUUCAAAUGUUCCUUCUUGUUUUGUCUCUUGACCCUGCUAAGAUGCUUCAUGUAAUUUGGACAGUGUGGAGUGCUCCCACUCCCAUAGAAUUAAUCAGUUUUGAGCAUCCUGCAUUUCUUGGUCAGGUGAGCUUUUAGCUGGAAGAGAUGAAGGAUCAGGGUGCAGAAGUAUGAUGGAGACACCAAGAAUUAUCUUGCUGUCUUUACACAGACAAGGCCCUGACUGAGAGUCCAACUAGCAGAGGACAGUAUAUGAUCCCAGAGAAAAUAUUAUUCAAACAAUUAAUUGCUUUAAGUAGUGAUGCCAAUUAAAACAAAGCAUAUAGAAAAAAGUAAAGCAGAAAGAAUGACUUUGUAGCUCUGCAGCAACCAUGGGAGGUUAGUUAGAAAAAAAUGGGGUAGCUACGGGAGUCAUCUGCAAGAUAUUCUCCCCCGUGAAAACUCAUUUUGAUGUUGCGAUUGUGGACCAAUAAAUAUCACCUGGCCCAAACUUUCACUUCAUACCAAAAUUAGAGUUAAAUGACUGCUCAGUGCUCAAAUAG